Molecule: messenger RNA, 3039 nt
Organism: Mesorhabditis spiculigera
Lineage: Eukaryota; Metazoa; Nematoda; Chromadorea; Rhabditida; Rhabditidae
Source: the annotation of a GenBank genome assembly
AUGAUGACCACGAUGCCAGAAGCGGGUGCCCAACCAUUGUUUCUCGGGCCCGAGUCGCCCUUAGCUACCAAAUUCCCGACAUCCGUCUCCAACUACUACCAAUGCACAGAUGACGUAAUCUCUUUCGCCGAGACGGAACAGCUUGAAGAAUUGUGGAGAAUGGCCGAGUCACGGGCCCUGCCUAGCUUAAAUGGAUUCGGCCCCAGCCGUUCCAUCGAUGAGCCGUCCACGGCUAGACACUUGGACGAUUGCUCGAUAUUUGAAAAUAUGCAAUAUCUUGGAUCGUCCAUGAUUAGCGAUCCAUCAGAUGAAGGGGAAAUGAUGAAAAUUGUGCGGUUGCUAGAUGAAAAAGCCGAUCAAGCAAUACGAGUGUCUUUGGCAGUUCCGCGGACAGUCACUGGGACAGUAACACUAAGCGACCCAUCCGGAUCAGCUCUCGCAUCAUUUCCGGUCGCCAGAAUCCGAUUCUGUGUACGCGGCCGCAUCGACACCCCGCAGAAAAACUGCUUUGCACUAUCCUUCACCCACCACAACCCCGGAUCUUCAGACGCCUCCCAUCAAUGUCAUGUUUUCCGUUCAUCCCAACCAGACACGGCUGGCCGAGCCCUCUACUGCUUCUCCCAAGCAUUCACCAAUAAAGAAACGGAUGCUUCAAGUCCAGGAGAUGGCAGCCAACUCGAAUUUAAAUUCGAAGCCUUUCUAGAGAUUAGGGAAGAAGAUACCGUUGGCAAGGAGACGCAAUUUACAUUGUGCUCGCAGCAAAGCAACACCUUUAAACUUAGAAGAGAUCGAAAGAAGAAGCUAGUUGUGCAUUUGAAGCAGGCGAGUGGAAGAUGUCUUACAAUAAAGAAAUGCUUUGGAAUGUUGCUCGCAGCGGGAAGAAAUCUACGACAUUCGGAUAUGCAGCUGUUGGGCAUGGAAAGCAUGGCUCCAUCCCCACAUGACCCGUCUGUUUAUAUGGUAUCCGCUUUAUGGGACCCGAAAGAGAGCAAUUUCGAGGUGCUGAAUACGGAGACGCCAAGAGAUACACGGGUGUUUAUGACAAUUGCUUUGGAUGUGAUUAUGGCGGAAGUCGGGGAGCCGAUACGGUUUUCACUGGAAUGCAAAGCACGCGUACACCACCAAUACGAGCGCUUUUACCGUACGCAACGGGUGCCAGUGGUCGAGACGUUCUACUUGAGCUUGCAGAAGUCGAACGACAGCACAAACGGAACCCUCGUCUUCGUCCAAAUCGAGUCUGAGACCGAACGAACGCGAACGAAGGGCAAACUUGGGCGCUCUCCCUCAAAAAUGCCUGCACAACUUCUGCAGCCAACUGGAGAUGAUGAAUCUGAUAGCGACGAACCAUUGCUAUCCGGCUCCGGGAAUGUGAAUCGAGAGGUGUCCGAUGACGUACUAGCCGAAUGGCAAGAGUGUAUAAAGGAAUGGAAGGCUCACGAAGAAGGGCAUAGACCGGAGAAGCUGACGACGCUUUUGGCCAAUGGAGUCCCGGAUUUGGUACGAGGAGAAGUUUGGCAGCUCUUUGCUAAGGUUCACAUGGACCCAGAGCUAAUAAAAACAUACCACCUUCUGCUAGGAAAGGAAUGCGCCGCCGAACAAAUUAUAAUGCGUGAUAUCCAUAGAACAUUUCCGGCCCACGAGCGCUUCAAGGAAGCCGGUGGUGAAGGCCAAGAAGGACUAUAUAAAAUCAGCAAAGCGUACGCACUAUAUGAUGAAGAAGUGUCCUACUGCCAGGGCCUUUCUUUUCUAGCUGCUAGUUUGUUAUUACACAUGCCCGAGGAGCAAGCUUUCUGCACCUUAGUCAAGAUCAUGUUUGAUUAUCAACUCCGCGAUCUCUUCAAAUUAGGCUUUGAUUCACUUCACUUGAGAUUUUAUCAGCUCAACCGUCUUAUAAAAGAUUACGAACCAGAGCUUGCCGCCCAUCUCGAUGCGAUUGGAGUUGAAACGCAUAUGUAUGCGAGUCAAUGGUUUUUGACACUGUUUACCGCGAAAUUCCCGCUCCAAAUGGUGUUCUUUAUCGUCGAUCUGUUCUUGGCUGAGGGUAUGAAUACCAUUUUUCACAUCUCGCUGGCGCUGUUGAAGGAUGCUAAGCAAGACCUGCUCCAGCUCGACUUCGAAGGAGCUCUAAAAUAUUUCCGAGUUUCCCUACCAAGACGCUACCGAACGGAACAAAAUGCGAAGAAGCUGAUUCAACAGGCCGUCAGUAUGAAGAUCAGCCACAAGCGCCUAUCCAAAUACGAGAGUGAAUACAUGCAGAUCAAGGAGGAUGAGGCGAUACGCGAGGAUCCGGUCAAGCGGCUCCAGCGAGAAAACGCGAAAAAUUGCGAGACGAUUCUUCGAUUAGAUCGGGAAAAUGACGACCUCGCCCACGAAUUGGUCACCAGCAAGAUUGAACUUCGCAAGAAGUUGGAUUUGGCGGAAGACCAGAUCGAAACCGCGAAUAACACGGUGGAGAGACUGACCCGCCAGAAUUCCGACCUUAUUGAAGAGAAUAAGCACCUCCACGCAGAGUAUGAGCAGAUCAAAGAAAUGUGCCGACGCGAAGUCGAAAGGUUGGAAGAUGAGGCUGGCAGAAAUAAAAAGCUGCUAGAUGAAUAUAAAGAGCUCUACGCACAGCUGAAUAAACGGCACGACAAGCAGAAGCAGGCCUUUGACGAGGAAAAGAAAGCAUUUGUGACUCGUGUCCAGCAGUGCGAUCAGUGUUGGCCGAGUGUCGAACAGUGGGAAAAGAAUCGCAGCCCAGUACGAACGCCAAAUGGAGACGCUGCCGGCGCAUUGGAAUUGCUGACAAAAUUGGAAGAACGGGAAGCGCACGUGAGGGCCGUUGAGUUGGAACUGGCGCAGACGAAGUUGGCGUUGGUCGAAGCCCAGUGCAGGAAUCAAGACCUCAGCCAUCAAAUGAGUACCUCUGUGCAUUCCGAUUCGGGAGAUACUGGCCGAAAAUGGUUCAAGAAGACGAUAACCUCCCUGAAAGAAGUGAGCACCCAACUAAAAGGCCAUGAACGAUCAAAUAGCACCGUCUCGAACAGUGACCGCUUU